This is a messenger RNA of Cutaneotrichosporon oleaginosum, 2098 nucleotides long. RefSeq lists its product as uncharacterized. NCBI's taxonomy places the organism in Eukaryota, Fungi, Basidiomycota, Tremellomycetes, Trichosporonales, Trichosporonaceae. The record is from RefSeq and is a predicted model, not a curated record.
CUGGUGGUCAUACAAGGCACUCUUGUGCCUCCGGAAAGCGAGGUGGACAAGCGCGAGAGGAUAUGACCAAUGCCCUAUCUCGUGGGUGCGGUGGCCGCAAUCGGCAUUCAGCAUCCCGACCGGGCAUCUCCUGCUCACAUCAUACCCGGCCUGGAGCCAUACUCACACCGAGUCCCACCCACACUUAUAGUUGCUGCCCACGCCGUAGACCGUCCAACUACAUUGCACCAUGCCGUCCGGAGAGAACUCACCAUGCCGCAUCGCCUCGUUCAGCGGGUACAUGGGCGACCGCUAUGAUGCGCUCAAGACCCAGGCCGAGACGGACACGGGCAUCCUGUUCGGUGACUACCUCGCCGAAAUGAACCUCGCCUGGCGCGCCCUCGAGCUGCGCAAGCACCCUCACCUGGGCUACGAGUCGGGUUUCCUGUCGCACCUAAAGCUCGCGCUGCCGGCGAUCAAGGCGAACCGGCCCAAGAUUCUGACCAACGCUGGCGCGCUUAACCCAAAGGGCUUGGCGGAGGAGACGGCCAAGAUCCUCAGCGAGGCGGGCAUCGACCUCAAGGUCGCGUACGUCGAGGGUGACAACUUGAUUCACCGGUUGGACGAGCUCAAGGCGGCCGGCGAGACGUUCUACCACCUUGAGGACGACGAGCGGCACCUUAAGGGGUGGGAGCACGAGGGGGGCAUUGCGAGCGCGAACGCGUACGUUGGGGCGCGCGGCGUUUACGAGGCGCUCAAGGCUGGCGCCGAUGUUAUCAUCUCCGGUCGAUGCACGGACGCGUCGCCGAUCAUAGCCGCUGCGGCCUGGUACCACGGCUGGGAGUGGACCAACUACGACGCGCUGGCUGGCGCACUCCUCGCAGGCCACUGCAUCGAGUGCGGCGCCUACGUUACGGGCGGCAACUCUAGCGGCUUCAAGAAGUACCUUUCCCACUAUUACAAUUUCAGCAUGGGAAUCGCCGAAAUCAAUGCCGACGGCUCGUUUGUCGUCACCAAGGAGAAGAGCAAGGAUGGCAAGUGGAAUGGCGUCGUGAACGACGUCACAGUCCGCUCUCAGAUUCUGUACGAGAUUCAGGGCAACGUCUACCUCAACCCGGACGUGCAGGCUCUCAUCGACGACAUCACGGUCACGGACCAGGGCAACGACCGCGUGCUCGUCACUGGCGUGCGCGGCGUCGCGCCGCCGCCGACCACCAAGGCCGCUAUCUGCGGCGUGGCGGGAUACCAGGCCGAGGCGCUCGUGUUCGCGACUGGCCUCGACGUUGAGGAGAAGUUUGAGGCCCUCAAGCUCCAAAUCAGGCAAUUUAUGGGCGACAACGUCAGGAAUUUCACGACGUGGGACAUGACUCAGUACGGCAUCGCCAAGGCCGACGCAGAUGAGGAGGCUCUUGCGACGGCCAUGAUGCGCAUCUUUGCCCAGGCUAAGACGCUUGAUGCGUUUGGGCCAACCAAGAGCUUGCGCGGGUUCGUCAACCCCGAGGGAUUGGGCCACUUCCCCGGCUUCCAGAGCCAAAUGGACAUGCGAACCACCGAGCCCAUGCCGUACAUCGAGUACUGGCCGGGCCGCGUACAGCAGAAGCAUCUGCCGCUGAAGGUGACUUUCGUGGGCUCGUCCAAGACGAUCGACGUGCCGCCAGUCGACAUCACGGAGCCGCUUGUUCCGCAGAAGGACUACGACUCCAAGGAGCCGCUGCAGGCUGGCGCCUACGGCGAGACGACGCGCGGACCCCUUGGCUGGAUCGUACACGCGCGCUCGGGUGACAAGGGCGGGAACGCCAAUGUCGGUUUCUUCGUGCGCAACGCCGACGAGUACGCGUGGCUCAAGGCACUGCUGAGCAAGGCCGAAGUCCAGCGCCUCAUGGGUAAGGAGUAUGACGGAAACCGCAUUGAGCGCGUCGAGCUGCCGGGUAUGCUUGCCGUGCACUUUGUGCUGCACGACUACCUUGGCAAGGGCGUGUCGUCUACAGCGCGCAUGGACAGCCUCGCGAAGAGCGUGGCCGAGUUCCUUCGCGCGCGAUACGUCGAUUUGCCGAACAAGUUCCUUGAGCGGGGUAAGAUCUAGUCGAGGAGCUGUGGCUGUCAGAAGAUGUACUUGGAU